AUUGUUGAAAAAUGCUCUUCUUCAAUCGCACGAGCAUUGGUAUGGCAAUCUAGGCCUGCAUUACCUCGUUUUCUGCACCUCCGUGCGACUCUAGCCAGCUUCAUGGGAACCACGGAGCUUGCUUAGGAAGUUAGUCUAGUGGUCGUGUUCUAAAUGAUUAUCAGAGCAUCGCAUUGUAGCGACGAUAGUGAAUCUGGCAUGUUGACUUCGACUGUGUACUAGUGUCUGAGCAAGGCAUCGCACUCGCCAGUGCGCCAUGGAUUCGCAUGUAGGCAAAGCUAGCUAACCCGCAACGAUUUCUGAGAGUCACAGUAAGCGAUUCACACCUGUUUAUUUUACGACCGACAGAUGCCUUGGUGGCUGUUGACGACCGUCAGUUACGUUAGUGCGUGUUGACGACCGUCAGUUACGUUAGUGCGUGUUGACGACCGUCAGUUACGUUAGUGCGUGUUGACGACCGUCAGUUACGUUAGUACGUGUUGACGACCGUCAGUUACGUUAGUGCGUGUUGACGACCGUUAGUUACGUUAGUGCGUGUUGACGACCGUCAGUUACGUCAGUGCGUGUUGACGACCGUCAGUUACGUUAGUGCGUGUUGACGACCGUCAGAUACGUCAAUGCGUGACGACUGCCUCCCUCCCAGCGCAUUAGGCGUCGCGCAUGUUGGUUGAAGGGCUGACGCGGAGGGAACGACUGCUCCAGCGGAGUGAUAUAACGAGACUCAAGGCAGCUAGGACCAAUCGUUAGGCGGCAGGGGGAAGCGGCCGGGCGCAAGGCGGGGAGAUGGGGACGGAGGGCGGCGGCAUGGUGCGCGCGGACCUGCUGGAUCUGAGCAGCAUGGACGCGCUCGACAAAUGCGCCGGUGCGGCGGCGGAAGGCCAGGCAGACGCGGGGACGGGGGGGAAAGCGGAGGGCGCGACGGGCAAGGCGGUCGCUAAGGUGGCGGAUGACAGCGGAGGCCCGCCGCCGUGGAACCUGGAUAUGAGCAAGGUGAUGUGCACGAACCAGCUGGCGGCGGGUGCGUUCGGGAAGGUGUUCCACGGGCUGCACGACGGCGACGACGUCGCCGUGAAGCUGCUCAACGUGCCGCCCGACAUGGCGCCCAAGGACCUCGAGGGGCUCAAGAGCUCGUUUCUGCAGGAGAUCGCCGUCUGGCACACGCUCUCGCACCCCAACGUCGUGCAGUUCAUCGGCGCGUCGCUCAACGCGGCCAACAUCCGCGCGCCCAGCGACGCGAAGCCGCCAGCGGGGCAGCCGCUGUGGGCGAUCGUGACGGAGUACAUGGGCGGCGGCACGCUGCGCGCGCACCUCUCGCGCCGGGGCAAGCUGCCGCCCAAGGAGAGCGUCCGCCUCGCGCUGCACAUCGCACGCGGGCUCUGCUACCUGCACGCGCGCGACGUGGUGCACCGCGACCUGAAGUCCGACAACCUGCUGCUGGACCACAAGGGCACCGUCAAGAUCGCGGACUUCGGCGUGGCGCGCACGGAGGCGAAGAACCCCAACGACAUGACCUGCGAGACUGGCACCGUGCGCUGGAUGGCGCCCGAGGUGAUCGACCACAAGCCGUACACGCGCAAGGUGGACGUGUACAGCUUCGGCAUCGUGCUGUGGGAGCUGGUCACCAGCGAGCUGCCGUUCAAGGGCCUGACCUUCAUCCAGCUCGCCUACAACGUCGUCAAUAAGAAUCUGCGGCCGGAGGUGCCGGCGGGGUGCGACCCCGAGUUGGCGCGGCUGAUGGUGGAGUGCUGGGCGGCGGAGGCGGAGAAGCGGCCCGAGUUCAGCGAGGUGGUGGCGCGGCUGGAGAAGCUGCAGCAGGGGCUGGGGGGCUCCAUGGAGGCCCAGGGUGGGUGCUGUGCCAUUCUCUGACCGUGCGGGGCCCCGCCGCAUGUCAUGUCAUGGUAACGCUGUCGUGCCGCCUGCUUCUGCUUCUGCUUCUGCUUCACUCAAAGUGCUCAUGUGCUCGUUCUGCCAUCAGCAUGGCCAUGUGAUGCCGUGUCGACAUCGUCGGUGGCAUGGCGGCUGAUGGGCAGCACUGUAGGGUGGUGUGGUGUGUGCAAGGGGGGCUGGGGUCACACGGGGUAUUUAACGUGUUUUGCUGCUCUCGCUUGGCCGUGGAAGCAGAGCAGUUUUCAGCUCAGCACCUGGCUGGCUGGCUGUGCCGUGUUGCAGUGGCGCCUUGCUGCACUGCUGUGCAAGCAGGGGGCAUCCAGCUUUCCUCUCGGAUGUUUCUUUCACUUGUUUCAUCAGAGUCUUGUUGUGUUUCUGGUGAGCCAAUAGUGAGUAACUUGUUUUGAGCUGCUGGAGCGGCUGCGAUGCACCCAGUGUCUAAGGCAUUUGCUGUUGAACCAUCCCCUGUGCCGCACCCCCCUCCAGAAGAGCCCUCCUGCACCAUCCUCUAGGGCAUGCACUGAGCCGCCAUAUUCUUGAAACACACGCCAUGCACAGACAGACCCAACCCAAGACACAAGGCACUGAACAAUGGAGUUACCAUAAGAUACUGAAGUGUAUGUGAUUUGUCCAUUGCAUUACAUGCAAUAACUGUCAAACAUGUGUAUUUGUCAUAUUUGUAUAGACUGUAUAGGGUCGCCUCUUAGAGGGUACAACACUUAGGUAUAGUUGUGUGUACUCUCAC
This is a messenger RNA of Closterium sp. NIES-67, 2632 nucleotides long. The record is from the annotation of a GenBank genome assembly. Lineage: Eukaryota; Viridiplantae; Streptophyta; Zygnematophyceae; Desmidiales; Closteriaceae.